Daucus carota subsp. sativus is the source of this 3616-nucleotide messenger RNA. RefSeq lists its product as uncharacterized. Bases 623 to 3601 code for a protein of 992 amino acids. NCBI's taxonomy places the organism in Eukaryota, Viridiplantae, Streptophyta, Magnoliopsida, Apiales, Apiaceae. The record is from RefSeq and is a predicted model, not a curated record. The transcript has 5 exons.
UUAGGAUCACAUUACGAAAAAUAAUAUGACAACUAAUCUGAGCGGGUAUAAGAGUGCUCAUAUCCGAGAUUAUAUCUUAUUUUGAUUUAGUUUCAGAGUGAAAUUUAGAUCAUUUACAUAACAGAUAUCGGAUAUGUAUUAUAUUUUCGAGACAAAUUUAACUCAAGACACCAUAUAGUCCGGAACGAUUUACAGCCUAAGUAUCAUCCAGUUCUUUUAACUUUGCACCAAUGUUACAUUAUAAAUACUUAAGAAAUUUUAACUCAAAUUCAUGACGCCUGCACUCAUUUAUUGGAUUAUCGGUUGUGUUUCCAUUUCUUGUCCAAUUAUUUUUCCAACAACAGUGACAAGUGGGAAUAAAUCAAGUAGACUUCUCCACAUCAAAGAAUUUUCUAGCACCAAUGAAAGUAUGAAGCAAUCAAAGUUACCUGAAACAUGUGGGACAGGAACUCGUUAUCUCUUACAUUGACUAGAGUGGACUUCACAAAUAAACAAAACCAAAAUGAGGGUUCUAUAAUUGAAGCCAUACCAUGCUUGCCAAGAAAAUGAUACACCAGAAACUAGCUUCUUCUGAUCUCACUCGUUACUCCGCUCAAGUCGUCUAGAUAACUAACAGUGAGAAAUGGAGCCAACACCCGAUUUACAAGUGAAGAUUACAACCUCAAAUGAUGAAGACUGGAUUCAUUUAAUUGAUAGUAAGCUAAGUCUAGUGAGGAGGAAACCACAGGACUUGGGUAUCUGUAGAGUUCCAGAUAGACUCCGAGAAGUAAAACCAGUAGCCUACACGCCUAAGAUGGUAUCCAUUGGUCCUUAUCAUCGAAACAAACCUGAGUUGCGAGCUAUGGAGGAGUUUAAAUGGAGAUACACGUUGGAUUUUAUUGAUGGAGUAGCAGAAACAGAUAGGGGAAACAUUCAAAUCAAUGAGUCACAUGAAAACUCACCUCAAACAUUGGCUUUGAAAAAGUGUUGCAAAGUUAUAUCAGAACUGGAAGUGGAGGCUCGCGCAUUCUAUGCUGAAGAUAUCAAUCUAGACACGUAUCAGCUAGUGCAGAUGUUCCUACUUGAUGCUUGUUUUAUACUUGAAUACAUGAGAAGAAUCCAACUUUCAAGGGCAAUUCCCUGGGCACCAGAAUCAUUGGAAUUGCUAGUGAGUCAGUUGACGAUAAUUUAUUCUUUGACAGAAGAUUUAAUUCUACUGGAGAACCAAAUUCCAUACAAUAUUCUGCAACAGCUUUUUGACUUAAUACCAAGUGCAAGGAGAAUAACUGAUGCAAGUGGUCAAGUGUUGUCGCUUCAAGAGCUAGCCUUUGCCUUUUUUCAUGCCUUUGGGAAUAUUUUGGGUAACAAUAUAUUACCUCUUAAGAAACCCAUUCAGGAUGCCACCUUUACUCAUUUACUAGAUAUGUUGUACCAAACUUGCAGCUCCACUUCUGUGAUAUCACCCUUGAAAAUGGAUAGUAGGACAAGGAUCAAGUGGGGUUCGAAAAGCUGUGCUGCAGAACUUAUAAAAUCUGGUUUUCGAAUUUCUUUACAUCCCCGUAGGGUGAGCAUAGUUGACAUAAAAUUUGAGGAAGGGGAAAUUUUUCUUCCAAGAUACACCCAUGAUGAGUUUACUAGCUGUUUAUUUAGAAAUCUCAUUGCUUUGGAGCAGAGCAGAAAUGGCAGACAAGUUAUUACUUCAUAUAUAUUUUUUAUGAGAAGUUUGCUACGUUCUGAAGAAGACUUCAAUAUACUUGAGCGGGCAGGUACAAUAACAAAUUUUCAAAAAAGUAAGUUUAUCACUAGUGAUUUUGAAAGAUUGGGCAUGGGAGUUAUAUCUGCGGACUUCAUUUUUAGAGAUUUAUGUGAGGAGCUUAAUAAUUAUAAAGUAUCUUGGUGGAGGUGGCGCAGAGUGAAGGGAUAUACGACUGUGACUUGGUUUAGAUGGAAAGCAUCUGUCAAGGAUUUGAAACGAGAAUAUUUCAAAAACAGGUGGAGUUUUUUGACAUUCUUAGCUGCAUCUUUUGUCAUUCUCCUCACGGUGGCUCAGACUUUUUAUACUAUUCGUGCUUAUUAUCCUCCCUACCACUCUUCAUCAGUUGAUUUCAUACAGCACAUAAUUGCUCACUCACCCCAAGACGUCUCCAAACUAGCAGAAAUGGAGCCAACACCCAGUUUAGAUGUGAGGAUUACAACCUCAAAUGAUGAAGAGUGGAUUCAUUUGAUUGACAGUAAGCUAAGUCUAGUAAGGAGGAAACCACAGGACUUGGGUAUCUGUAGAGUUCCAGAUGAACUCCGAGCAAUAAAACCAGAAGCCUACACCCCUCAGAUGGUAUCCAUUGGUCCUUAUCAUAGAAACAAACCUGAGUUGCGAGCUAUGGAGGAGUUUAAAUGGAAAUACACGUUAGAUUUUAUUGAUGGAGUAGCAGAAACAGAUUCGGGAAACAUUCAAAUCAAUGAGUCACAUGGUGAGGCUAAUGAAAACUCACCUCAAACAUUGGCUUUAAAAAAGUGUUGCAAAGUUAUAUCAGAACUGGAAGUGGAGGCUCGCGCAUUCUAUGCUGAAGAUAUCAAUCUAGACACGUAUCAUCUAGUGCAGAUGUUCCUCCUUGAUGCUUGUUUUAUACUCGAAUACAUGAGAAGAACCCAUAGUUUAAUGGUAACACAAUCUUCAGAGGAACUAGAAUCAUUGGAAUUGCUAGAUGGUCAGUUGCCGAUAGUCAUUGCUCUGGCAAAAGAUUUAAUGCUACUGGAGAACCAAAUUCCAUACAAUAUUUUGCAACUGCUUUUCGACUUAAUACCAAGUUCAAGGAGAAUAACUGAUGCAAGAGGUGAUGUAUUGUCGCUUCAAGAGCUAGCCUUCAUCUUUUUUCAUCGUUUGCAUAUUUUGGGUGAUAAUAUUUCACCGCUUAAAAAACCCAUUCAGGAUACGACCUUUACUCAUUUACUGGAUAUGUUGUACCAAAUUUGCAGUGCCACUUCUGAGAAAUCAACCUUGAAAUUGGAUGGUCAGACAAGGCUCAAGUGGGGAUCGAAAUGCUGUGCGGCAGAACUUAUAAAAUCUGGUUUUCGAAUUUCUUUACAUCCCUCCAGGGUGAGCAUAGUGGACAUAAAAUUUAGGGAAGGGGAAAUUUUUCUUCCAAGCAUCGUCGCGGAUAGAUUUACUUCCCCAUUGUUCAGAAAUCUCAUUGCUUUGGAGCAGAGCAGAAAUGACAGACAAGUUAUUACUUCAUAUGUAGUUUUUAUGAGAACUUUGCUCCGUUCGCGAGAAGACUUCUAUAUACUUGAGCAGGCAGGUAUAAUAAUAAAUUUUGAUAAACUUAAGGACAUGGAAACUGCUUUUGAAAGAUUCCACAUGGGAGUUACAUCUGCGGACUUCGUCUUUAGAGAUUUAUGCGAGGAGAUUAAUAAUUAUAAAGUACCUUGGUGGAGCUGUCACAGAGUGACGGGAUAUACCACUGUGAUAUGGUUUAGAUGGAAAGCGUCUGUCAAGGAUUUGAAACGAGAUUACUUCAAAACCAGGUGGAGUUUUUUGACAUUUAUAGCUGCAUCUUUUGUCAUUCUCCUCACCGUCGCUCAGACUUUUUAUACUAUUCGCGCUUAUUAUCCUCCCUACCACUGACAGUUGUGAUGUUUU